AUCGUUUUCAGAUGACGUCACCUAUAUUGACCUAGAACGCACCAUCUACCAGUCCACACCUGGCACGUACCGGUACUACGACGGGCAACACCUGCGAACAUGUGAACUGUGUGAACCAGGCCAUUAUCUUAUCAGGCACUGUGAUGGUGAACACUGGAGGACAUGUGGACUGUGUCCCUACAAUUUCUACAUGCCGUUCUACAACAAUGGCGACAAGUGUCGUAGCUGUGGGGACAUCUGUGACGGUGACCUUAACUUGGUUACCCUGCAGGAAUGUUCCCCGACCGCACCGCGGCGCUGCGCCUGCAGACCCGGGACAGCGCAGGUGCACCUGGGGGCGAACGGACCUGGGAUGUGCAAACCUUACGAAACGGCUGGCGCAACAGACUUCAAACACGACAACGUUACAUCACUGCGAGGUCCUAACCACAACGGAACAACUCAGGAAGCCACGACCAGUACUAGUGCUACAGGCAACACGACGGCAUGGGACCAGGACUCGUCAUUCGCCAACGACACCCUCUCUUACGACCUAGCGGAAAGCGAAUCAAUCAUUAGACCACUUGCAUGCGGUCUUGGUGGUCUAGCAGGCAUUAUUGUCAUCGCUGUGGCCACCGGAGCGUGUUGCAAAGGCCGAUACACUUCAAAAGAGACGGAAAACACCAGUAACAAAAACGUUGACUGGAAACAUGUGUUUAACUACGUCGCUGACCAUAUCGGCAAGGGGUGGAGGCAUCUGGCACGAAAGCUGCCCGGUGACACUCCGACACAGGCUACCCUGGACAGCAUCCGAGACGAACAUCGUCCCGACUUCAAAGAAAUGACUUUCCAGAUGCUGUGGAAAUGGAAACAGAUGAACGGAGACAAAAUAUCGCUGCAGGGUCUCCAGUGGGCGCUCCUCAAAUCGGGCUACCCACUCAUCGCUCGUCAGCUUGGGAAAAGGGACUGGCAUUUCGCAGAGAUGUUAGACAUAUAACGACGCCAUGUGGUCACAUUUGCCAAAUCCUAACAUUUUGCUGUAAUGUGACUAAAACUGGGCUAGAAACGUUGAUGGUGUAGUAAGACUCUUGUAAGGCAUGUCUACUACUCGUACUAGCAGCAUACAAUGUACAUGUGAAAAAAAGAAGACGUAUACGUAGGCACACUGAUCACCUGUAACCGUCUGUUUAUCCUGCAUCAAAGAUGUAUUUCUUAAAUUACUUCAAACGGUAGUAUUGUAAACGCUCAUGUAUAAUAUAGUUGUAAGAAACACGGUAUAUAUUUUACUAUUUAUGACGUACUUAUGUUUGGAUAAAAACAAAAACAUUGGAAAAUUCACAAGUGGAACAUAAGUAGUUGUUUAUUUAGCAGCGCAUCCUUCUUUAUC
Messenger RNA from Branchiostoma belcheri (Belcher's lancelet), 1366 nucleotides. RefSeq lists its product as uncharacterized. Gene Ontology annotation, biological process: positive regulation of extrinsic apoptotic signaling pathway; TRAIL-activated apoptotic signaling pathway. The record is from RefSeq and is a predicted model, not a curated record. The coding region runs from base 191 to 976 and encodes 261 amino acids. Gene Ontology annotation, molecular function: death receptor binding; caspase binding. Gene Ontology annotation, cellular component: CD95 death-inducing signaling complex; cytoplasm. The transcript is spliced from 5 exons. Lineage: Eukaryota; Metazoa; Chordata; Leptocardii; Amphioxiformes; Branchiostomatidae.